AUGCACCACGUGUUGCUCCCCUCCUAUGGCCCGCUGGCAAGGCACCUGCUGGGGCUGCUCAGCAGGGAGGGGCCCCGCUGGGAGCUGCCUGCCCUGGCCUUCCUUGUCGAGGUCCUCAACUAUUUGGACGUGAGCGCAGGUGAUGACAGUGUCCUGCAGAUCCUGGCAAGGCACCUGCAGAGCCAGUGCCCAGAGAGGCAGCGCCUGGCUCUGCGAGGGCUCCUGGUGCUCAGCGGGGAUCCCUCCAUGGUCAAAAGCAUCUGCAGCCUGUCUGAGCACCUCCUGGAGCUGCUGCGUGAUGGAGAUGGAGAGCUGGUCGCCACGACCCUCUCCACGUUCCUGAAUGUGCUCCAGGAUGAGGAAGACAGGAAGGGACUCAGCUCCACUGCCCUGAGGCUGGCUGAGGCGCUCCGGCCAGUCUUUGACAACGACAACAGCCACGUGCAGCUGCUCUCCAUUCGCCUCUUCCGAGAGGUGAUGGAGGUGCUGGCGGAAGAGGGAACAGAGCCCUGGGAGAUGCAGGUGCGCCAGAGCCUGGUCCCACUGUUCUUCCGCUGGCACGACGAGAACCAGCGCGUGGCAGAGGCCGCUCGGGAAGCGCUGCUCUGGGCUGCAAGCUUCCUCCAGAGGAAGGACCUGGAGCAGCUGCUGAAGACAGAGCAGCCCUUCAGGUUCUGUGACUACCUGAUGGAAAAGGACAGGAGCCGAAGGGGCGAGCACCUGCAGCAGGCCCUGCCCUACCUGCAGAGCCCACAGGAGCCCCUGCGAGAGGCGGCCGUCAGGUUCAUGGGGGUCGCCGGCUGGCACAUGAGGGAGUGGCAGCAAGACCUGUGGCCCAUCCUCAAGGCCCUUACAGCCAUGAGUGACGACGACUGCCCCUCCGUCUCCAGCGUCAGAACUGCACUCGUGGACGCUUACAGCCGUGCCAUGAGACGACCAAUGUCCCUGCAAGAGCCCCGCAACAGCCCAGGGACCACUUCUCAGCGCGGCUGCACCUGCAGCUGAUGCUGGACCCAACUGAGCCAACCUGCAAGGCCAGGCAGCUCCUGGCCUCUGCAGGCCCAGGGGCGGCUGCCUCCUUCCAUUCCCUUCUCCUGACCCCACUUCAUCCCUCUCCUUGCCCUCACAAUAAUAAACAU
Molecule: messenger RNA, 1139 nt
Organism: Pipra filicauda (Wire-tailed manakin)
Lineage: Eukaryota; Metazoa; Chordata; Aves; Passeriformes; Pipridae
Product: maestro heat-like repeat-containing protein family member 6
Exons: 8
Coding region: 1-1005 (334 amino acids)
Cellular component (GO): cytoplasm
Source: RefSeq, a predicted model, not a curated record